Molecule: messenger RNA, 2871 nt
Organism: Adineta steineri
Lineage: Eukaryota; Metazoa; Rotifera; Eurotatoria; Adinetida; Adinetidae
Source: the annotation of a GenBank genome assembly
AUGUUAGUUUACUCGCUUUAUUUUAUAUUUUUACUCGUUGUUGAAAGUGUUACAUCUCAACAUGUACGAAUUCAACAUAUGGAUGUUGAUACUCAUCAUGAUGUAGUUAUUGAUACUCAAACACCACAUUUUUCUUGGCAACUAGCUCAAGAAUAUGAUAGUAACGGAUAUUUGAUUAAAGAUAUUAAACAAAUAGCGUAUCAUAUUAUUGUCACCAAAGUUAUUAAUAAUGAAGUCGUUUGGAAUAGUGGCUAUGUAUCUUCAUCUUCAUCUACACAUAUUUUUUAUAAAGGUGUACCACUCAUAUCUGAUACACGUUAUACAGUUACAAUCAAAUAUUAUACUACACAACAUCAAAGUCAAUGGUAUAUUGCUCAUUUUCGUACAGCACUCUUUUCACUGACUGAUUGGGCAGGUCAAUGGAUUGGAAGUAAUAAUAUCAAUAUGAAUCAAUUACGAACUGUUGUAACUAUGAAAUUGACUAGAAUUCAAUCUGCUACUGUUUUUAUUAGUGGUAUUGGUUAUUAUCAGUUGUAUAUCGAAGGACAGCAAAUUGAUAAAACACGACGAUUAGAUGUUGGAUGGACUACAUAUCAACAACGAACACUUUAUAGUUCAUAUGAUUUAACUGAAAUAUUUAAUACUACUAAUCAGCUUGGUAUUGGUAUCAUGUUAGGUCAAGGUUGGUACAAUCGUCAGCAAUGGAUCAUUGGUCCAGGUGCACGUCCAGAUCUUUCCGAGCAAUAUGGUUCACCACGUGUAUUGAUGCAAUUAAAUAUUGUAUAUAUCGAUGGUACAAAUCAAUCUAUUGUAACUGAUUCAUCUUGGUUAGGUCGAGAAGGUGAACAUCGUUAUGAUUCUGUUUAUAUGGGUACAACAAUGGAUCUUCGAGCUGUACGUUCAUGUUGGUCAUGUGCUAAAUUUAUUGAUCCAUAUUCUUUGUGGAUCAAUGCAUCAGUUUUACCAUCACCAGUUAAUUUCACAGCUGGUGGUCAAUUGUCUUUACAAACAAUGGAUCCUAUUCGUAUUGGACCAGAUGCAUUACAUAUUGCAACAUCAGGCAACAAGGGAAAUGUUGAUGGAGUACAAGGUGGUAGUCUCACAGAUGGUGGUAUACUUAAACCGAUUUCACAAGAUGAAGUCAAUGGACAAGUAUUUGAUCUUGGUCAAAAUUUUGCUGGUUGGUGUAAACUAUCUUCAUUGAAUGCUCCUAAAUCUACUAUUAUACAACUUCGUUAUGCAGAACUUCGAUAUUCACGUGGUCAAAAUGGAAUUGAUUUUGCUGGUUUAUAUUAUGAAAAUUUAGCUAAUAUAGCAGUAAUGGAUACAGUUAUUUUAAAUGGAACAGGAAAUGAAACAUUUGAACCAUUAUUUACUUAUCAUGGAUUUCGAUAUUUAUUAGUAAAUGGUUAUGAUAAUAUUAAUAAAGAUAAUAUUGAAUGUUACAAUGCACAUAGUGAAACAACACUUAUUGGUAAUUUUAGUAGUAGUAGUGAUGUAUUAAAUCAAAUUCAACAUAAUAUUCUUUGGUCUCAAUUGAGUAAUUCAAUGUCAAUACCUACUGAUUGUCCACAGAGAAAUGAAAGACGUGGUUGGCUUGGCGAUGCAGGACUUAGUAUUGAUGAAACAUUAUUUAAUUUUGAUUAUGUAAAUUUUUAUUUGAACUUUUUAACAAUGAUAUCAGAUAAUCAAUUACCGGAUGGUAGUGUAAGUGAUACAGUACCAUUUACAGUAGGUUUUAGUCCUGCUGAUCCAAACUGGGGCACAGCAUAUGUAACAAUCACAUGGUAUUUAUAUGAACAUACAGGUGAUAUUAGUAUUAUUGAAAAAUAUUAUAAUGGUAUACAAGCAUGGAUUGAUUGUUUAACUAAUCAACAUCAAAAGACAGGUUUAGCUAAAAUGUAUUUUUAUUGGGGUGAUUGGGCAACAGUAGAUAGAACAGCUAAUACAUCAUUAACAUCGUCGUAUGCUUAUCUUCGUGAUGUACAUACAUUUAUUAACAUGAGUCGUCUUCUUAAUCAUACUGAAAAUGUACAAAAAUAUACAAAACUAUAUCAAGAACUAGCUAAUGAAUUUCAUAAUGUCUUUUAUAAUACUCAUCUAAAUGUUUAUGUUGAUGGUAGUCAAGCAAUGAAUAUACUUGCACUUGCUUUACCUGAUGUUGUUCCAGUAUCUCUUCGUACAAAUGUUCUCAAUUCAUUAAUAAAUAAUAUUGUUACCACUGGUCAUUUUACUGGUGGUAUUGUUAGUGUAGCUCCUUUAUAUCCUCUUCUUUCUAUCGAAGGACAUCAUGAUCUAGCAUUAAAACUUGCACAAUCAAUAUCUUAUCCAUCGUAUGGUUAUAUGUUUCAUAAUGAUAUUCAAAAUGCUACAACAACAUGGGAACUUUGGAAUACAUUACCACAAGGUGCAACAGCAUCAUUAAAUCAUCAUAUGUUUAAUAGUAUUGGUGCAUGGUUUUAUCGAUAUUUAGCAGGUAUUGAAUUGAAUGGUCUUCAGACAAUUACUAUUUAUCCUCGAAUGUCUUAUGAUGCUGAUCUUUUAAGUUAUGUAAAAGCUGAAGUUGUAGCAAUCAAAGGAUCAAUUCGAGUAGAAUGGUCAAGAACAUCGGUAAAUACUGUGAACUUAUCAAUUGUGAUACCUACCAAUAUGGAUGCUAUCGUAACAUUUGAUUCAUUAAUUAAGAAUGGACAAUGUGUAAAAUUAAUGUGUGAUAAUGAAAUCAUUUGGAUGAGAGGAGAGAUGAGUGAUGAAAUAAAAUUGUUGAGAGAUAUAAAUGGAGUAAAUGAUUUGAGUGAGAAUAAGUUACGAAGUACAAUGUCAGUUAGAGUAGCAUCAGGUGAAUAUACAUUUGUUGCUUAUUGGAAAUAA